Paramecium octaurelia is the source of this 403-nucleotide messenger RNA. The record is from the annotation of a GenBank genome assembly. Lineage: Eukaryota; Ciliophora; Oligohymenophorea; Peniculida; Parameciidae.
AUGUCGAAGUUGAAACUCAUUGAAACUAUUAAGCAAUAAGAAAAACUCAUCUAGAAAUUGCAAACCUAAAUUAAAAGAAGUCACAGUCAUUUCUAAAGUCCUCAAGAUAGCAAGCAAUAAAAUACCCAAAGAAGUUCAAGUCGAAGCAUACACAAUGCAAAGAAACUGAAAGAAAAGGAUCAAACCAUCAAUAUCCUUACUGAAAGGCUUAAUAAAGCAUUUGAAAAUGAGAAUCAUGUAUUCAUCAUCUAAAACCUAUCAGAUCAAAUAUAAGAUUCAAAAGUAAAGAGUCAUGUUUAAGUGUCUCUAUAACGAUUUGCAAAAUGAAGUCGUUAAACUGAAAACUGAAGUGCUACAAUUGACAACUCCAUAAAGAUAAUCCAAAAAAUUACUUUACUAUUGA